AUGACUACAUCCAGUCUUCCUCCCGAUUUUAUCUGGGGUUUCUCGACAGCUAACUAUCAGAUCGAAGGUGCCCUGGACGUUGAUGGCCGUGGUGCCUCUAUCUGGGACGCUUUCUGCGAGACACCUGGAAAAAUUGCUGAUGGCACCACUGCCGCAACCGCUUGCAAUGCCUACCACAGGACCCAGGAAGAUAUUGCCUUGUUGAAGGAACUCAAGACUCCUUCAUAUCGUUUCUCUUUCUCCUGGCCUCGUAUUAUUCCCCUUGGUGGAAGAAAUGAUCCUAUCAAUGAAAAGGGCCUGAAUUACUAUGUCAAGCUCAUAGAUGACCUCAUCGCUGCUGGUAUCACCCCCAUGGUUACCAUCUACCAUUGGGAUCUCCCUGCAGCUUUGCAUGACCGCUACGGCGGUCUCCUCAACAAGGAGGAGUUCACUGCGGACUUCUCGCACUAUGUCCGACUACUUUUCAAGACAUUCGGUGACAAAGUCAAGCAUUGGAUUACUUUCAAUGAGCCGUUCUGCAUUGCUGUGCUUGGAUACAACACAGCAACCUUUGCCCCCGGUCACAGCAGUGCGACAGAACACUGGAUCGUUGGUCACAAUAUUUUGGUAGCCCAUGGUGCAGCAGUCAAGAUCUAUCGCGAGGAGUUUAAACCUCAACAGAAGGGAUCGAUUGGAAUUACCCUGAACGGUGACUGGGUUGAGCCUUGGGACCCAGAAGAUCCGGAGGAUCUUGAAGCCCAGACUCGCAGACUGGAGUUUGCCAUCGGAUGGUUUGCCGACCCCAUUUACAAAGGCAAAUACCCUGAUAGCAUGAUCAAGCAGCUUGGUGACCGCCUCCCUACCUGGGAGCCCGAAGAUAUUGCACUCGUAAAGGGGAGCAAUGAUUUCUACGGAAUGAACCACUACUGUUCAACCUACGUUAAGCAUAAAACUACCCCACCUGAAUACCAUGAUUUCAUGGGUAAUCUCGAGGUUCCCCAAGUCAAUAAGGCCGGUGAAAGCAUUGGACCAGAAACAGCAUCGCACUGGCUGCGUCCUAACCCCCCGGGCUUCAGGAAACUUCUCAAGUGGCUAAGUGAUCGAUAUGACUAUCCCACAAUCUAUGUCACCGAGAACGGCACCACUAUGAAGGGUGAGACUGAGAUGCCACUCGAACAGAUUCUGAAUGAUGAGUUCCGCGUGAAGUUCUACAAGGAGUAUAUCGAAAACAUGGCUGAUGCGUAUACCAUUGAUGGAGUGAACGUUGUCGCUUAUUUUGGGUGGAGUUUGAUGGAUAACUUCGAGUGGGCCGAUGGAUUUGAGCCCCGAUUCGGAUGUGUGUAUGUGGACUAUGAGGAUAAUCAGAAGAGAACCCCCAAGAAGAGUGCCAGAGUCAUGCACGAAGUCUUCGAUCGUCUGAUCAAGAAAGAGUGA
Penicillium taxi is the source of this 1413-nucleotide messenger RNA. RefSeq lists its product as uncharacterized. Gene Ontology annotation, biological process: carbohydrate metabolic process. The transcript is spliced from 4 exons. The record is from RefSeq and is a predicted model, not a curated record. The coding region runs from base 1 to 1413 and encodes 470 amino acids. Lineage: Eukaryota; Fungi; Ascomycota; Eurotiomycetes; Eurotiales; Aspergillaceae. Gene Ontology annotation, molecular function: beta-glucosidase activity.